This is a messenger RNA of Ziziphus jujuba (common jujube), 3610 nucleotides long. Its product is annotated as putative disease resistance protein RGA3. The record is from RefSeq and is a predicted model, not a curated record. Gene Ontology annotation, molecular function: ADP binding. Lineage: Eukaryota; Viridiplantae; Streptophyta; Magnoliopsida; Rosales; Rhamnaceae. Gene Ontology annotation, biological process: defense response to other organism. The transcript is spliced from 3 exons. Bases 79 to 3201 code for a protein of 1040 amino acids.
UGCAGGCUCUUUUAUCUCGCGUGUACACCAGCUUCCUUCCUCAUCAAGUAGCUCUGUUCAGUUCUGGUUUUCUUUUCAAUGGCAGAAACUAUCCUCUUCACUAUUGCUGAAGGAGUUCUCGGGGAGUUGGGUUCUUUCCUUGGUAAUGAGAUUGGAUUGCUUUGGGGUGCCAAAAAAGAUCUGAAGAAGCUCAAGAGUACCAUGUCAGCAAUCAAAGCUGUACUUCUUGAUGCAGAGGAGAAGCAGAGACAUAACAAUCGAGUUAGAGAUUGGCUCCAGAAACUUGAAGUUGUUGUGUACGAUGCUGAUGAUUUAGUGGAUGAUUUCCAUAUCGAAGCUCUGCGACGCAGAGUGAUGUCUGGCAACAAAUUAACCAAGAAGGUAUGCAUUUUCUUCUCAAGCUCUAAUCAGCUUGCUUUUUGCUUAAAGAUGGGUCAUAAGAUAAAACAAAUUAGAGCGGCUCUAGAUGAGAUUAAAGACGAAAACACCUUUCAGCUAGCGGAGCGUGUUGAAGACACAAAGUUGGUCUCAGCUAACGCAAGAGAGACUCACUCUUUUGUGCGCAAAGAAGAAGUAUUUGGUAGGGAUGGUGAUAAAAUGAAAAUCUUGGAACUUUUGUUGCAUGGUGAUGAAACUGAAGAGAAUAUCUCCAUCAUUACCAUAGUUGGUAUUGGAGGACUAGGAAAAACCACACUUGCUCAACUUGUUUUCAACGAUGCAAUGGUCGAAAAUCAUUUUCAGCCAAGACUGUGGGUGUGUGUCUCAGAAGUCUUUGACUUGAAAGUAAUUGCUGGCGAUGUUAUUAAAUCUGCCACCAGUGGGAGACUAGGUCAAAAUCUUGCAAUGGAUCAGUUGCAACUUCAACUUAGGGAACAAAUAGAUGGAAAGAGAUACUUUCUUGUGUUAGACGAUGUUUGGAAUGAGGAUCCUAUAAAAUGGCUUGAGUUAAAAAGCUUAUUAAAGGGUGGUGCAAGAGGCAGCAGAGUGUUAGUAACUACCCGCAGUGAGAAGGUUGCUAUGAUAACCCACUCAUUUAAUGACCAACCGAUUCGCUUAAGUGGCUUGGAGAAAGCUGUGUCGUGGUCUUUAUUUGCGAAAAUGGCAUUUAGGCAACAACAAGAUUUGGAAAACCCGGAGAUUGUCGAUUUAGGAAAGUCGAUUCUAGAAAAAUGCAAGGGAAUUCCUCUUGCCAUAAAGACCAUAGGAAGUUUACUAUACUUCAAAAAUCCCAGGACUGAUUGGUUGUUGUUUAAGGAUAAUGAACUUGCAAGAGUAACUCAGCAAGGAGAUGGUAUUAUAGCGACACUUAGGUUAAGUUACGAUCAUCUACCUUCUUAUUUGAAACAUUGCUUCGCUUAUUGUAGUUUGUUUCCGAAAGAUCAUAUGUUUGAUGUGCAAAGGUUGAUAAAUUUGUGGAUGGCACAAGGUUUUAUUCAAGCAGACCAAAACCAAUGUCUAGAAGAUAUUGGUUAUGGAUAUUUUCUGGAUCUACUUUGGAGGUCCUUUUUUCAGGAAGCGGAGGAAGAUGAAUGGGGCAAUAUCAGGCGGUGCAAAAUGCAUGAUCUCGUGCAUGAUCUUGCAAUUUCAGUGGCUGGUACUGGUGGUCUCUUAAUAGAUAAAGAUUCAAUGGAUUUUAGUGAAAAUCUUGUUCACAUAUCUUUUGAUUUUUCACUAGACAGUACAGCAUUUUCGAAAAGUUUAUCGCCCUUGCUUAAACAUAAUUAUAAGUUGCGGACAUUGUUUUGUGUUCCUCAAUUUUUUUAUCACAGCUACAUGUCAGUGUCAGUUUUGGAAUCUAAUGCAGCAGUGACGAAGUGUAUGGAAAUUUGUUCGGAAUUAAAGUUGUUAAGGGCAUUGGGUUUGAACAGAUUUUCAAGAAUGGGGAAGCUACCAAAAAGUUUGGGUGAAUUAAAACAUUUGAGAUAUCUUGAUCUCUCACAUUUUAGUCAAAUCCAAGAGCUGCCUAACUCUAUCACCAAACUGCAGAAUUUACAAACAUUGAAUCUUGAAGGGUGCGAGAAUUUAUCAAGUUUGCCAAGAGAUAUGCAUAAAAUGGUGAGCCUGAGGCAUCUUGUGUUGGAUGGUUGUGAUAGUUUGAGUCAUAUGCCCAGUAGACUUGGAGAACUGACUUGCCUUCAAACAUUAGAUAGGUUUGUUGUGGGGGCUAAACAGUGGAGGAGAAGGAAAACGAGUAUUGGCGAGGUUGGGGAACUACGCAACCUUCACAGUUUGAGAGGAGUAUUAAGCAUUGGAGGUUUGAGAGUUGAUAUUGAAGAAUCAGAGAAUCCAAAUUUACAACUGAAGCAACAUCUACGACAGUUAGUUUUGGAGUUUGAGGAAGUAGAUGUUGAUAUUUUUGUUGAAAAAUAUGAGAAGUCGUUAGAAUUGUUGCAGCCACAUGCCAAUUUAAAAUCAUUGAAAGUUAAAUAUUACAUGGGAGUGGGAUUUGCAAGUUGGGUCAUGUCCCUUGUUAAUCUUGUUAAAUUAAAAUUAAUUGGAUGUGUUAAAUGUCGGUAUCUCCCACCUUUGCAUGUAUUACCUUGUCUGCAGCAACUUAGUCUUCUUUUCUUGGAUUCCUUGGAGUGUAUUGGUGUUGAUCAGAAUGCGACUGCUACUAGUAGUAGUUCAAGUUGUGACAUGCCGUUCUUCCCUUCCCUGAAGAAACUUUGGAUUAAGGAGUGUCCAAAACUAACUUCCAUGCCAUUAUUUCCAUUUCUUGAGAAGUUAGUCCUGAAAAAUACCAGCUCCAAGCCAUUACUACAGACGUUGACGAUGACAAUGGCGAUGGCACAAAAGGAAGCUAGUUCUAGUUCUACUUCUAGUGCAUCAUCAUCAUCAUCAUUCCAAUCUCUCUCCAAAUUGGAAAGUAUGGGGAUUCGAUCCAUUGACGACAUACAAUCUCUGCCACAACAAGCUGCUGUUAUGUGCAACCUCUCAUCUUUUCGAUCUCUUGAGAUUCAAGAGUGCCCCAAUUUGACAUCAUUGGGUAACCUCUCGUCUCUUCAAUCUCUUGAGAUUCGGGAGUGCCCCAAUUUGACAUCGUUGGGCGACCUCUCAUCUCUUCAAUCUCUUAAGAUUUGGGAGUGCCACAAUUUGACAUCGUUGCCAGAAGCCAUGGGCAACCUUUCCUCACUCCAAUCUCUUUCCAUCAUAUUCUGCCCCAAGUUGACAUCGUUGCCAGAAGCUAUGGGCAACCUCUGAUCACUCCAAUCUCUUUUCAUCCAAGGCUGCCCCAAUUUGACAUCGUUGCCAGAAGCUAUGGGCAACCUCUCAUCACUCCAAUCUUUUUCCAUCAAAGACUGCCCCAAUCUGACUUCAUUGCCAGAAGGCCACAUGUUUCACACUUUAGCCAAUUUGUGCAUUGUCCGUUGCCCAAUCUUACUACAAAGAUAUAAUGAAACAUCUGGUGAGGAUUGGCACAUUCCAAAUUUAUUCAUCUGCCAAAGCUCUGCUAGUUGGUAUUCUCUAUAGAAGAGAAUCGGACACAAAGCAAUCAAGUUAGAGAUUGGCUGGAGAAGCUUGAAGAUGUUGUGUAUGAUGCUGAUAACUUGGUGGAUGAGUUUCACAAUGAAGCUCUGCAGUGUACAGUGAUGCCUGGCAAUAAAAUGAG